AUUUGGUCUUUUUGAAGCAGCAGUCAGGGACGAACAAGAGUUUGUGCUGUAGUGACAAUAGUGUGCCCAGCAGCUACCUUCUCGAUUCACGAUCCACAUUGGUGCAUGGCUUGAAGGUUCACGAACAUUGCCAGCAAUAAUCAAGGAAGUGCGAACUUCAGACGUCACUCAUAAUUGCAAACAUACGCGGAAUAGAGCACAUCUACAGAUUCAUUUCUGGCUGGCAGGACUGCGCUGAAGAAUCACCCGAAGCGCACGCAUUGAAGAAGCCGAAUCUCGGUUUAGCGACGAAUUGAACUUGAGCUACAUCAUGGCGCGAGGCAUCAUCACUCCCUGGCGAUCGCACAGCGACCUCCUCGAGGUCCGCAAACAACUCUAUCGACUAGACCAAAGCCCCGAUACCAACAACGACCAACCCAACGACCCACGACACCAUGCGGUCCAACGCGUCAUGGCGUGGAAAGUGCGAGGAAACCUUCCGCACGCGGUGGAGUCGACCGCUCUGCUGAUGGAUGCGAUCCUGCACCACGCGAUUCCGGAGACGUCGAUUUUCAGCGUGCGCGCCGUCUACAGCGCAGCCUUCACGCGGUUCGUGACAGGCUUCUGCGACAUCGGGCGGAACAAGGAGCGCAUGCUGGAGCCGAGCAGCAUGCUGGAGAUUGCGAAGCAGAUUGAUAUGCCGGUGGAAUUUGUCACGCUGAGACACGAAGCUACUCAUCAGGAACUGCCCGAGGUCCAUCGAUUGGUGAGCGCGACGGAGGAUGCGUUGGAUUGGUUGUGGAAUGUGUAUUGGAGUCGAUUGGUCGACCCGGCGGUUGUGGAUGGAGACGUGGCGGCCAUGGCGCAAUUCAGGACGGAUGCGAAGCAGAAACUUCGAGACUUCCGGAGCACGCGACGAGAGGCUUUACGGGCCAAGGUCACUGCACCUGCCGACCGGGAGCAGGAAAUCUGGAGGUCGGCCAAAUCUUGUGCAGACCUAAUGGCGGACAGUACGUAUCGCAUCGAGGUUUUUGCGGAGGUCCUCCUGGACGACAAGCUCCUAUUCCCAUCAAAGCGAGAGCUCGGGACUUCCCUGGACGGCGCGUUUCUGUUGUGGGACCGAUUUCUGCAGGAAAUCUUCAACGAACAGGAACAGUUCCUUGAGAUCCUGAUCAAGCGAAUGCUUUAUGCCAUUGGCGAGUCUAAUCUCUCACAAAAGGCUGACGAUCGAAACGCUGAAGCGUGCUGUUUCUGGCUUGAACAUAUGGUGGAUCCCAAAGGCUGGACGAGCAGCAUCACCCCAUCCGAACGACAACUGAUCCAGGCCCAUAUCGUAAUGUGGUGCUGCACACAUCCUGGGCACUGG
This is a messenger RNA of Dissoconium aciculare CBS 342.82, 1345 nucleotides long. RefSeq names its product Las1-domain-containing protein. Gene Ontology annotation, cellular component: preribosome, large subunit precursor; Las1 complex. The record is from RefSeq and is a predicted model, not a curated record. The annotation marks the transcript as partial. Lineage: Eukaryota; Fungi; Ascomycota; Dothideomycetes; Mycosphaerellales; Dissoconiaceae. Gene Ontology annotation, biological process: maturation of 5.8S rRNA; maturation of LSU-rRNA. Gene Ontology annotation, molecular function: endonuclease activity. The transcript is spliced from 2 exons.